Tupaia belangeri chinensis (Chinese tree shrew) is the source of this 939-nucleotide messenger RNA. RefSeq names its product putative olfactory receptor 8G3. Lineage: Eukaryota; Metazoa; Chordata; Mammalia; Scandentia; Tupaiidae. The transcript has a single exon. The coding region runs from base 1 to 939 and encodes 312 amino acids. The record is from RefSeq and is a predicted model, not a curated record. Gene Ontology annotation, biological process: G protein-coupled receptor signaling pathway. Gene Ontology annotation, cellular component: membrane. Gene Ontology annotation, molecular function: olfactory receptor activity; G protein-coupled receptor activity.
AUGGACCCAGGAAACUGUUCUAUGGUGACUGAGUUCCUCCUGGCCGGGCUAACAGAGAGCCCAUGGCUCCAGCUGCCCCUCUUCCUCCUCUUUCUGGGAAUCUAUGUGGUCACGGUGGUGGGGAACCUGGGCAUGGUCACGCUGGUUGGGCUCAGUCCUCACCUGCACAACCCCAUGUACUAUCUCCUCAGCAGUCUGUCCUUCAUUGAUCUCUGUCAUUCCACCGUCAUUACUCCCAAGAUGCUGGUGAACUUUGUGACAGAGAAGAAUGUCAUCUCCUACCCAGCGUGCAUGACCCAGCUCUACUUCUUCCUGGUGUUUGUCAUCUCAGAGUGUCACAUGUUGGCCGUGAUGGCAUAUGACCGCUAUGUUGCCAUCUGCAGCCCCUUGCUGUACAACGCCAUCAUGUCUCACCGCCUCUGCUUCUGUCUCACACUGGGAGUUUAUAUUUUGGGUAUUACUGGGGCUACAGUUCAUACAGGCUUUAUUUCAAGACUUGUUUUGUGUCAGACAAAUGUGAUCAACCAUUAUUUCUGUGAUCUCUUUCCUCUCUUGGAGCUAUCCUGCUCCAACGCCUAUAUCAAUGAGUUAUUGGUUUUGAUCUUCAGUGCAUUUAAUAUCCUGACUCCUGUCUUAACCAUCCUUGGCUCCUACGUCUUCAUCAUUGCCAGCAUCCUCCGCAUCCACUCCACCAAGGGCAGGUCCAAGGCCUUCAGCACCUGCAGCUCCCAUGUCUCUGCUGUCUCUGUCUUCUUUGGCUCUGCAGCAUUCAUGUACCUGCAGCCAUUAUCGGUCAGCUCCAUGGACUAUGGCAAAGUGUCCUCGGUGUUUUACACCAUUGUUGUGCCCAUGCUGAACCCCCUGAUCUAUAGCCUGAGGAAUAAGGAUGUCAAUAUUGCUCUUAAAAAGUUCUGGACAAGAGGACAUGUUUGUAAAUAG